GCGGAGGCGACGCGCGGGGGAAGAUGGAAGACUACCAGACUGCGGAAGAGACCACUUUUGUUGUUGACGAAGUGAGCAACAUUGUGAAAGAGGCUAUAGAAAGUGCCAUCGGUGGCAACGCCUAUCAGCACAGCAAAGUCAAUCAGUGGACCACAAAUGUCGUAGAACAAACUUUAAGCCAACUCACCAAGCUGGGAAAACCAUUCAAAUACAUUGUGACCUGUAUAAUUAUGCAGAAGAACGGAGCAGGACUACACACGGCGAGUUCUUGCUUCUGGGACAGCUCUACUGACGGUACGGUUCUCAGUCCCUGGGUCAGAGUCUGUCGUGGGCAUUUUCCUGAGGUGGUGGUGUCUUCUUGGACCUGCUGA
This is a messenger RNA of Myotis brandtii (Brandt's bat), 371 nucleotides long. RefSeq names its product dynein light chain Tctex-type 1. NCBI's taxonomy places the organism in Eukaryota, Metazoa, Chordata, Mammalia, Chiroptera, Vespertilionidae. Gene Ontology annotation, molecular function: dynein intermediate chain binding. The transcript is spliced from 2 exons. Gene Ontology annotation, cellular component: cytoplasm; cytoplasmic dynein complex. The coding region runs from base 24 to 371 and encodes 115 amino acids. Gene Ontology annotation, biological process: microtubule-based movement. The record is from RefSeq and is a predicted model, not a curated record.